Messenger RNA from Helianthus annuus (common sunflower), 1669 nucleotides. Its product is annotated as cytochrome P450 704C1. The record is from RefSeq and is a predicted model, not a curated record. Bases 42 to 1583 code for a protein of 513 amino acids. Gene Ontology annotation, molecular function: oxidoreductase activity, acting on paired donors, with incorporation or reduction of molecular oxygen; heme binding; iron ion binding. NCBI's taxonomy places the organism in Eukaryota, Viridiplantae, Streptophyta, Magnoliopsida, Asterales, Asteraceae. The transcript has 6 exons.
AAUAAUCGGAACUUGAGGGAAAAAACACACAUUCUCACAGAAUGACGAUGGAUAUUAUCGGAAAUGCAGUUUUCAUUCUUCCAGUAAUCACAACUUUGUUUCUUCUUAUUAUUUUGUUGUAUAUCUACAAUGAACACCAAUUACAUGGGAAGAAGUAUCAUCCUGUUGGUGGGACUGUGCUUAGUAUGCUUAUUAACUACAAAAGAUUGCAUCAUUACAUGUCUGAUCUCUCAGCAAAAUACAAAACCUACCGACUGCUUAGCCCUUUCCGUAAUGAGGUUUAUACAUCUGAUCCUGCAAAUGUGGAGUAUAUUCUCAAGACAAAUUUUGAAAAUUAUGGCAAGGGAGCGUAUUUAUACAACACCAAUAAGGAACUACUUGGUGAUGGAAUAUUCGCUGUUGAUGGCGACAAAUGGCGAGAACAAAGGAAGGUAUCGAGCAGUCAGUUCUCUAUGAAAGUUUUAAGAGAUUUUAGCACUAUAAUCUUCAAAAAGUAUGCUAUAAAACUAGGGAACAUAUUGUCAGAAGCAGCAAGUAGCAAACAAAAAAUGGAUAUAAAUGAGUUGAUCAUGAAAGCAACGAUGGAUUCAGUAUUUAAAGUUGGUUUUGGAAUUGAUCUUGAGAACAUGAGUGGUACAAGCGAAGAAGGUAUUGCAUUUAGUUCGGCAUUUGAUAAUGCAAACGAGUCGAUCAUGAGAAGGCAUGUUGACUCGACAUGGAAGAUCAAGAAGUUUUUGAAUGUUGGAUCGGAAUCAGAGUUAAAGAGAAGCAUCAAAUUGAUCGAUGACUUUGUUUAUAAGUUGAUCCAGAUGAAGUCUAAACAAAUGCACGACUCAACGGAUGAUAUUUCGCUGAAGAAAGAAGACAUUCUUUCUAGGUUUAUGCAAACGAAUGAUAGAGAUACAAAGUACUUACGAGAUAUAGUACUAAACUUUCUACUUGCUGGUAAGGACACUAUAGCUAUUACUAUGACUUGGUUCAUUUACAUGCUUUGCAAACAUCCCGACGUUCAAGAUAAGGUUGCAAAAGAAAUCAAAGAAGCAACCUAUGUGAAUGAGCAGGAUGAUAUCACUAAUGUUGCGGAUUUUGCUUCUUGUGUGACCGAGGAUGCACUCCAAAAGUUGAACUAUCUUCAUGCAACGUUAACGGAAACUAUGAGACUCUAUCCUGCGGUUCCAAUGGAUCCAAAGAUAUGCUAUUCUGAUGAUGUGCUACCAGAUGGUUAUAAUGUGAAGAAAGGGGAUAUGGUUACAUACAUGCCAUAUGCAAUGGGCAGGAUGAAGUACCUAUGGGGUGAGGAUGCAAAUGAGUUCAAACCAGAAAGAUGGCUUGAUCAUAGCGGUGUCUUCCAUCCAGAGAACCCUUUCAAAUUUACAGUCUUUCAGGCCGGACCACGAAUUUGUUUGGGUCGAGAUUUUGCAUAUAGGUUCCUGAAGAUCUUUUCUUCUAUCUUGUUGGGCUGCUUUGUGUUCAAGUUGAGUGAUGAAAACAAAGUUGCUUCCUACAAAACCACAAUUAAUCUUUCUAUCGAUGGUCCAUUGCAUGUUUUUGUUUCUUUUAGGUCUGGUUUAGCGAAAUCUUAGACUUAAAAUGCAAUAAUCUUGCAUUUAUAUUUUAUGUUCAAUAAGAGUACUGAACACAAUCUGCGUAAUAGAUUUUCUGUAUACCC